AUGGAUGAGGGUACUUAUAAGAUGAACCUUGAACGAGAGGCAUCUGGGAACAAAGAGAGGUUAGGAUACCCUACAGGUUCUGUGGUACAGGGUCCAGAGCCAACAGCUGUUCCUGGGGAACUGCCUGAAGGACCUCAGUCUGCUUGUGCUGGCUUAAGGCUUAAUUGGACUCACCCGACCCCUCUCAACCUGAAGGACAGAUCAGAGGGACUUAGCACUGAAAGCAAGGGUCAGCAUACAGUAUACUUCAUGCUAGCGGGUCACAAGUUCUUGAUCUUUGGAGGCUCCAUCUUCCAGGUACCCAGGGAGUACCGGAAGGAUCGUUUGCUGAAGCUUCAGGCCUGUGGCUUCAACACCAUCACCAUCUACAUUCCAUGAAACCUCCAUGAACAAGAGAGAGGCAGAUUUGACUUCUCUGAUAACUUGGACCUGGAGGCCUAUGUCUGGCAGGCUGCAACGAUUGGGUUGUGGGUGAUUCUGCGACCAGGGCCCUACAUCUCUGCUGAGGUUGACCUUGGAGGCUUGCCCGGCUGGCUUCUUUGAGAUCCUAAGACACAACUAAGAACAACUGAUAAGGGCUUUGUUGAGGCCGUUGAUAAGUACUUUGAUCACCUGAUUCCCAGAAUAUGUCCUCUCCAGUUCCACCAUGGUGGCCCUGUCAUUGCCCUGCAAGUAGAGAAUGAAUAUGGAGCAUUUAAUAAGGAUCAGUACUACAUGGCUUAUAUUAAAGAGGCUCUGGUGAAAAGAGGGAUUGUAGAGAUGCUCUUUACCUCAGAUGAUAAGAAUGAAAUUAGAAGUGGCUUCAUCAAAGGAGCAUUGGCCACUGUCAAUCUGAAAUCAUUUCAGAAGGAUUCCUUUACUCAGCUUUAUCAAGUGCAGAAGAAUAAACCCAUUAUGAUUAUGGAAUACUGGACUGGAUGGUUUGACACAUGGGGGAGUCAACACAAAGUUAAAAGUGCAAAGGAAAUUAAAAAUACUGUGUCUACAUUUAUCAGAUAUGAGAUCUCCUUCAACACAUAUAUGUUCCACGGUGGAACCAACUUUGGUUUCAUAAAUGGAGCCCUGAACUAUGAGAGUCAUGUUGGCGUUGUGACUAGCUAUGGGUCUCAGGAAGAAGGAUCAUGGCUUCUUACUUUGCUUUCUGUUCUUGUCAUGUCUCCCUCAUUGCCUGUCAUGUCACAUACCACACUCACCAUGGAAAAUCUUCCGAUAAACAAUGACAGUGGCCAGCCAUUUGGGUUGGUCCUCUAUGAGACUUCCAUCUGCUCUGGAGGCCUUCUCCAUACCUCAGUUCAAGAUCUGGCACAGGUGUUUUUGAAUGAUAAAAGUAUAGGAGUUCUGCAUAGAUAUCUUCAGUACCUGAGUGUUCCUGAAUUCCAGCUAAAUAAUUCUAGAGUCCAGAAGUGUAAACUGCUGAGGAUCCUGGUUGAGAAUCAAGGUCGAGUCAAUUUCUCAUGGAAAAUUCAAGAUGAGUGGAAAGGAUUAACUGGAUCUUUUUGCAUCAAUAAUGUUUCCCUCAGUGAUUUCACCGUCUAUUCUCUGGACAUGAAGUUGAGCUUCUUCAAGAGGUAUGCUCUGCUUUGCCCCUGGAAGCCUAUCCCAAUGGACCAUACAGGUCCUGCCUUCUAUAGGGGAAUCUUGAAGGUUAACUCUCCUCCCAAGGACACUUUCUUGAACCUGCCAGGCUGGCAGUACGGGCUCGUGUUCAUUAAUGGUCGUAAUCUUGGAAGGCAUCAGGAUAUUGGGCCUCAGAAAACACUGUACCUUCCUGGUGUCUGGCUUCAUCCAGAAGACAGUGAGAUCAUUCUGUUUGAGAAGAUACGUGGUGGUUCCUAUAUUGAAACUACAGACAAGCCUAUGCUGUGA
Messenger RNA from Nannospalax galili (Upper Galilee mountains blind mole rat), 1866 nucleotides. RefSeq names its product galactosidase beta 1 like 3 (gene Glb1l3). Gene Ontology annotation, biological process: carbohydrate metabolic process. The record is from RefSeq and is a predicted model, not a curated record. NCBI's taxonomy places the organism in Eukaryota, Metazoa, Chordata, Mammalia, Rodentia, Spalacidae. Gene Ontology annotation, molecular function: beta-galactosidase activity. Gene Ontology annotation, cellular component: vacuole.